Molecule: messenger RNA, 2048 nt
Organism: Xenopus tropicalis (tropical clawed frog)
Lineage: Eukaryota; Metazoa; Chordata; Amphibia; Anura; Pipidae
Product: eotaxin-like
Exons: 4
Coding region: 201-638 (145 amino acids)
Biological process (GO): immune response; cell chemotaxis
Cellular component (GO): extracellular region
Molecular function (GO): chemokine activity
Source: RefSeq, a predicted model, not a curated record
GGCACCAAGGAAAUUUCUCUGUGUUUUCCACUUCUGAGAAUUUCCUCUGGGUAUUGUCUUUUCUACAGCCGGCUACUAGUGUUGCAAUCGCUUACUCCUCCUCUAAGAGGGAAGGAGGAGGUGAGAAACCACUAAACAUGUAGAGAAGUACAUAGGCAGAAGUAAGUAGCCGGCUAGGAUCACUCAGGUCUCAGGCAACCAUGGCAGCACAUAAGGCAAUGCUGAGAGUCCUAGUGCUGGGGCUGACUUUGCUAUCCUCGGGCCUGUUUUGCUUGGAGCAAUCAGAGAUUGACUAUCGUAGACCAAUUAAAGUCAACAUUGAGUGCUGUACGUCUGUUUCCAAGGCCAGGAUUCGAUAUCCAAUCAUCAGCCACAAGGAACAACCUGCAGCCAAUCUCUGUGUCAAAGCUGUUAUAUUCCGGACUACCAGCCAUGGGUCAUUUUGCUCUGACCCAAAAGCCAAGUGGGUGCGCAAAAAGGUGGAGAAUCUUAAGAGUGGGGAAAGCACAGCACCUCAAAAACCAAAGAAGAAGGGAAGGAAAAAUCAGAAGAAGAGGAAGCCUAAACAACCAAGACCUACUGUGAAACCCUCUUGGUUUCCUCUGACGCCAACAGCAACUGCUCAAGUACGGACUUGAGGAAAUGUCCCAGAAUGCUGUGCAUCUGAAGACUGCCUGCACUCUCACUGAAGGCUUGUGCUGCAAGAGUUGCCUGUUUAAAGCUACGCCAAGAUUCUAUUUUUGUAUUUUUUUUUUUUUACUUUGUGUGCUUUUUACAUGUUUGGAGACUAUAUUUAUUGGUCAACUAAUAAACUAUAUAUAUUUACAUAAAAAUACCAUUCUGGGCCAGUUACAAGUGUUUGUUUUGCACAGGAUCUUCCUUUCCUAUUAAUUAUGUAAAAUAAUUCCAGGGAUUAAACAAGAAGACAGUUAAUCUGAAAAUCAUGUACUAAUUAUACACAAAACUCAGUGGUUAGUGGUGUCACAUGUCACUAUAAUGUACUGUAAUAGUUGAGGAUAUUAGAAUCACAUUGGAGACUGACAUUGACAACUUCUAAUACCUUUAUAUUUUAAAAUUGGUAGAUAUAUAUUUGCAGGUUUUCAGAUAUUGUUUUUUCCCUGUGACCAUAGCAGAUAUACUUGGGGGUACCUUCCCAGCUAGUCUCAAGGGUAGAGCUUCCUUACCUCACCAUAACAGAAGUAUUGAAGGAAAGGUCUCCAGUCUGAACUAUAAUUCUCAACACUUUAACAAAGAAAUCUGGGUGCUGGUGGUUCUUAACCAGGAACAGUAGUUUUAUUAAUGACAUAGCAACACAGAGAUAUUACCUUUGUAGGCCAAAUGUUCAUGGCACAAUAUCCUGUUAUACACUGGGUUCUCAUGGGCAAUACCCACAGCACAAGUGUUUGCCCCCAGUGUACCAGAAUCUCACACUAAUGUUUUAUUAACAUUGGAAACAAACAUCACUGAUGGUGUUGCCGAUAGCAAGGGCGACUCCACCCAAACAGCUAAAGCUUUUUAAAAAGUAAACAUAAUUUCAAAGCAACUUUGCAAUACACAUCAAUUAAAAAUAUGCAGCAUUUUCAUGACUUUUAAUGUAAUAAUAUGCUUUAGAACAGUUACCAAAGCCUGACCCCUGUUCUCCUGCUGAUCUGGCUGACUACUUUGAGAGUCAAACAAAAUGUAAGAAUAGUCGACUGUCCUCAGCCUGCAUCCUCCAGGCAGUACCAGAUGUAUUGCAAGAAGCCAAAAUCUGAAAAGUAACAGAAUGCCAUUAGUAUCUUGUAAAAAAAUGUGCUUAUAAGAAACAAUUUAUGCUCCAAGACUUGUUAAGACCUUUUGUAUUAACCUUCUUUAUUCAGUUUUUUAAUCAAAAACAAUUCAUGCUGUUGUAAUUUUGGUUUGAUGUUUCCACCUCAAGAUGGCAUCUGUGUAACUCCCAUUAUUAACCACUUCAGUUGACUCAUGUUAUAAUUCAUUUCUGAGAAAUGUCUUGCUACAGAAGCAUUAGUGUAUGUAUCUUUUAUAAAAUUGUGAUUGUUUCCACGGUG